Molecule: messenger RNA, 5376 nt
Organism: Procambarus clarkii (red swamp crayfish)
Lineage: Eukaryota; Metazoa; Arthropoda; Malacostraca; Decapoda; Cambaridae
Source: RefSeq, a predicted model, not a curated record
AUGACAGUGGGCGGAGCAUACAUGACAGUGGGCGGAGCAUACAGGACAGUAGGUGGAGAAUACAUGACAGGGCGGAGCUUACAGGACAGUAGGUGGAGAAUACAGGACAGUGGGCAGGGUAUACAGGACAGUGGGCGGAGCAUACAGGACAGUGGGCGGAGCAUACAGGACAGUGGGCGGAGCAUACAGGACAGUGGGCGGAUCAUACAGGACAGUGGGCGGAGCAUACAGGACAGUGGGCGGAUCAUACAGGACAGUGGGCGGAUCAUACAGGACAGUGGGUGGAGCAUACAGGACAGUGGGCGGAGAAUGAAGGAUAGUAAAAGUGGUGAUCCUUGGAAGUUUUGUGUUAUCCAUUUUGCUCAUGUGUCUCUCACUCGUCAAGCGGCGACUAAGCUUGUAUUAUUGACUUCCCCGCAGGUGGUGAUCUCGCAACAGGUGGACGUGGCCGGGCCGCUGCUGGCCGUGUCUGACAACAUGUUCGUACACAACAACUCUAAACACGGCAGGAGGGCCAAGCGUCUUGACCCGACUGAGGGCAUGUUUGGACUGUACCCACCGUUGCCGGCCACCCCGUGCAUCAAGGCCAUCUCCCCGUCGGAGGGCUGGACCACGGGCGGCGCCACCGUCAUCAUCAUUGGCGACAACUUCUUCGACGGCCUCCAGAUAGUCUUCGGCACCAUGCUGGUGUGGAGCGAGCUGGUGACGUCACACGCCAUCAGGGUGCAGACGCCCCCCCGUCACAUCCCGGGGGUGGUGGAGGUCACGCUUUCUUACAAGUCUAAGCAGUUCUGCAAAGGCGCCCCGGGAAGAUUCGUCUAUGUCUCGCUGACGGAGCCGACCAUCGACUACGGGUUCCAGCGCCUGCAGAAGCUCAUCCCUCGGCACCCCGGCGACCCGGAGAAGCUGCCGAAGGAGAUUAUUUUGAAGCGCGCGGCGGACCUGGCCGAGGCCCUCUACUCCAUGCCAAGGAACAACCAGCUCGCCCUUCCGGCGCCCCGCUCUCCCGCCAUGAACCAGACCUCCGCUAUGACCGGCUUCAAUACAUAUACCGGCCAGCUGGCCGUCAGUGUCCAGGACACUGCUAACACACAGUGGGGCGAAGAGGACUACGCGCGCGCUCAGGGUGCCGGUGUCGGCAUCUCGUCGCCCCGAGGGGCGGGCUUCGCCUCCAACGCCUCCACCCCCCACUCCUCCUCCACGGGCUCCUCCUCCUCCUCUUCCUCCUACGGUGCCUCCAUCAACACCAGCGGGUACUCGUCCCCCUCCGGCCUGGCCAACAUGAGCGCGUCUCCGACCAUCUUCAGCAGCAGCACUAGAAUGGGCGGGUUUAUGUCUUCAGCCUUCUCCUCCAUGGGGCACUUCGCCCUGCCGCCCUGCAGCGCCCAGGCCUACGGUCACACACUCGUCCACUCGCAGGCCAAGUGAUAAACAACACCUCCACCCUCUGGGCCUCUUCAGCAAGCUCGGUGAUGCUAGUUUUCAACGACAACACAACUCUUCCAUUGCUUCACGUCGUUGUUUUAAACUAAGGAGUAACAUUUCAAAGGCUUGCCGAGAAGCCAGGGCCAAACCGAAGCUCUACUGUGAUUGACUUGUUUGAGUGUGACGUCACAUUAAAUACAAAUAGCUCAUUGGUCAGCUGAGGUUAUGAAUGACGUCACAUGCACAGUAGUAGAAUUUAAUUGGCUAGCCAGCCUCUUGAAAAUGGCAUCAGACUACGAAGCAGAGGUUAACUGGUCUGUUACUCCUGUGAAUGUCUGCUCACGCUGGACGUCAACAUCUCAUCAAUCAACGACCGAGCACAUGUGAGGGGGGGGGCACCAGCAACAUACCAGGAGCACCGAAUCUCAUCACUCCCACCAUACUCAUUAUAUUCAUCAAGAAAAGACUUUUAAUCAACGCAAGGCAUUCAUUUAGCGAUAGUUGUCACACACUCGCCCCAUCCUGCCGUGAAGCAGACACCCCCGUGGUAGAGAGGGACCAUGCACACACCUCAUGACCAUGAAGGAACGUGAUUGAUGGUGAUUAUCACGUGAUUGAUGGUGAUUAUCACGUGUGGAACGAUGAAUAUGAGUGUUCCAAGGUCACAAAGGCCAUGGACGGGGCCAGGUAGACUCUCUCUUAUGCGAUUUAAACUUAUUUUUGUUUUUAAUGUGGGCAGCUCUCUUGAUCCCCAUGCUUGGGUCCCUUACCUCCAACUAGGUGAUGUAAAUCAUAAGAUUUACAUCUGUUUCAUUUUUUCCAUUGACCGUUGAUUACGAAGCUAAAGGUAGAGUUGUACACUCCAAGAUGUGGAUGAGAAUGUGUGAAUGUCAACAUGGUAAUCUUGAAGCUCCCAGGUGAUGUGAUGGAGAUGGAGUCGACGGCUUCCAAGGUAGAUCUGAAGCUGGCAGACUCUCAAGCUGUGUGUCAUCAGGCUUAAGCUGCCUGUCGGGCUGAGCAAAGCGAGCAGGCUUAAGCUGGCUCUCAGGCUGUGCUGGCGAGAGGGCUUAAGCUGGUUAUCGCAAGCUGUAUAAGCAGGCUGAAGCUGGCUGGCUCUCAAGCUUUGUUAACAGGCAGCUUUCAAGCUGCGUGUGAAGACUUCUAUCAGACUCUACAAGUAUUUUAACCAUUCAAUACAUCAGUAAUUUAUAUAAUAAACAUCUUUCAAGAUGGACACUACUCCUGUGAGUGUCGCAUCUAAUUAAUAUUCCACAAAGAAAUAUAUUAUUAUUAUUAUUAUUAUUAUUAUUAUUAUUAUUAUUAUUAUUAUUAUUAUAUAAUUGAAUAAGGAACAACAAUUGGACGUGACACCAGAUUAACAACACAGUCCCGUGUGUGUGCACAUCACAACCCAUUGCUAAUUUUUCCUGUUGAAAUCUUUUCUCCAAAAAAUGAGUUCCCUAUUUUGAUAUCUGGAGCCGCAGGGCGGGAGUGAGCCAGCAUGUAGCGGUCCCCUGCGGGUCCUGUACACCCGUCCUCAAGGCAUGGCUACUUGGUCUACAUUUAUUAAUGUGUUUAUAAGCUACGAAGUGCUACGAGGUUGUUUAUAACCACAAUAACCUUGGGUUGUAACGUUUUGGAGCUCAUUAACCGUUUAAUAAAUGUAAACAAAGCCGCCAUGAUGGAAGAAAAGGUACAGUUUUGGUAAGUUGUGGUGUGACAGGUUAAUGACUCCUGGUCGAAAGUGUUUGGGCCCGCAACAGGUGUGUGUGUGUGUGUAGUUGUGUUGCAUUACGCCACAACACUUACAAAUGAAAGCAUGAAACACUACUACCUAAUGUAGCGUAGUUGUGGCGGUAACCUUCAUGGGCGUGCAUGGUAACUAUGCUGGACACGGUACAUGGUACACGGUACACGGUCCACCUGCGGGCUACGUACCUCUUUCCGUGACAAUGGCGACUAAAUCGGUAUUUACUAAACAAUUUACGAGCUCUGGAGAGUCACGAGGUCAUCCUAAGCUGAGGGUUCUUUCAUGGGCGACCUCGUAGUGCUUCGGAGAUCGUAAACAGUUUAGUAAAUGCACGGACUUAGCGGUAAUGAUGGAAUUGAGAGGUACAGAUCUCGUAAGUUGGCAAGUAAGUGCUCUGUAAAUUAUGGCCUAUACUUGUAAAUUAUGUUCUGUAUAUACCUGUACAUUUUUAUUCAUUGUAAACGAAUACCUUUGUUAAGUUAUUUGAUGGUUAUAUCUUUUGUAGAUGUUAAUAUUAUGCAUUUUUAUUGGUGGAAAUUGCAAAGUCACCUCUGUUUAUUUUUACCACAUGGUUGAACACUUCCCUAAAAUGUCACAAAUAAGGCGAGGAUUUAUCAGGGAUUUACGCGUCCACUUACGAAACCUGUACAUCUGUCAACAGUCAUGGCGGCUUUGUUUACAUCUAUUAAUUAAACAGUGUAUGAGCUUGGAAACUUCACAACCCCAAGGUUAUUAUUGUUAUAAACAACCUCGUAGCGCUUCGGGGGGUGGGGGGUGGGGGGAUCAUCAUCUUUUUUUUUUCAAAUAAAGAUAAACAAAGCCGCUAUGGACGAGGCAAGCUGAACAGGUUGGGCAAGUGGGUGACGGUAUCUCUUCAGCCUCCGACCAUAAGCGUUCUCUACGCCCGGGUGCGGCUCGCUGGAAGCGCCAAUCGCGGCCUGUGAGGUGGGCCUUGUUUUAAACACAACGACCUUGUUUGGCUUAGCGACUUUUAUCGCGGGAUUGGCCCUUCCGGCGGCGAGCCGCACCUUUUUUUUGGCUUUUAAGGAUUUUUUUUUUUUCUCUUUCUGAAUGAUCCCGAGGAGUUUUUUGACGAACAAUAAGAGUUUCCGGAUGCUAAACUUUUCUAUUGUACCUGUACAUGGUCGUAAUAGUACAUAUCAUUUACAAAUACUCAAAUUAUAUAUGGAGACACGACCGCGCAGACCAUUGCUCACUGGACAAAAUACGUUCGAGUGACGUUUAAUCAACCUAAAAAAUCGACGUUAAAUCGACGUAGACUAAACGCCAAAUCGGCGUCGUUUGCCCGGCGGGUUGAGGUAUGGACCAGACCAUGGGCCUGAGAGCAGGGAUGGGGUCCCCCAUGGCCCAGGUUGGUAGGGUUCGAAACCAAAGGGUCCUCGCCGGACGCCGUCUCCAUGAUUCAAGGUCUAUUCAGGAAUUUGUAUACUAAGGAAGGUGGUGUUGGCGGUGGUGUGAGCGGACGGGGCCUUAACACGCUCGUCACUCGCGUAGUUGGAAAGAAUGGCAAAAUUAUUCUAGAGUUACGGGUGUAAUUUGUAGUGUUUUAUUAAGGCUCCUUGUGACGUUAGUACUCAGGACUCAGUACAACAGCAUGUAGUACUCCCAGUACUUAAAACCUGUUUUUAGGACUCCCUAGUACUUGGGACCUCCUAGUACUUAGGACCCCAGUACUUAGGACCCCCAGUACUUAGGACCCUGUACUCAGGACCCCCAGUACUUAGGACCCCUGUACUUAGGACCCCUGUACUUAAGACUCCUAUACUUAGGACCCCUGUACUUACAACCCCCAAUACUUACGAUCCCCAGACCUGUGAUGCCAGGACUUUACGACCUAAACUUUAGUGACCGACGGCCAACAUUCAUCAUUCCAGUACUUACGACUCGAAAUAUUCGUGAUCCCCGUACUUAACGACCUCCAGCAUUCGUCCCCAGUCGUGACAAGCGCUCGUUCGAGACCAAUCACCGCCAACGACACCUUCCGCCACGCGGGCGCGCGCGUGCGCCAUCACCACCAUCACGGCGGCUCAGCUGCCAGCGCAUCAUCGCUAUCUUAUGUGUGAUAGUUCCACUACCUUUAUGUGUCUAGGUUAAGAACAAUUAAAUGUAUUCUUUAUCUUGUACAGAGUAAAAUUUUCAGCUUAAUUUACUAGGUGUACAAUAAAUUUUAUAAAAAUCUA